Messenger RNA from Besnoitia besnoiti, 2445 nucleotides. RefSeq names its product yrdC domain-containing protein. The record is from RefSeq and is a predicted model, not a curated record. Gene Ontology annotation, molecular function: double-stranded RNA binding; tRNA binding; nucleotidyltransferase activity. Gene Ontology annotation, biological process: regulation of translational fidelity. The transcript has 3 exons. Lineage: Eukaryota; Apicomplexa; Conoidasida; Eucoccidiorida; Sarcocystidae. Gene Ontology annotation, cellular component: cytoplasm. Bases 1 to 2445 code for a protein of 814 amino acids.
AUGGCGGACUGGACAGGGGCUGCCUCUGCGCUUCCGCUGCCUCGCGGCGCCGAGGAGACGAAAUGGCAGGUAUCUCCAUCGGCUUCAGACCCGUCUCCGUCUGCGUCGACUGCGACACCUGGUGGCCGCUCGUCGCCCGCGUCCCUCGGGCGAGAGAGCGCCUCCUCGUCUCUCCCUGCUUCGUCGUCGCCCUGCCCUCCGUCUUCUUCCUUGACCUCGCCGGAGUCACCACUCUUCUCCUGUCCGCCGGUGCUGGUGUGGCGGGCGCCUCCACGGCCUUCUGUUGCCGAGGCGGAGGAGGCGAUUCGAGAGUGCACCGCUUCGCCCUCUUCGCUGCUUCCCGCGGAACUCCGGCUGACGCCCUCUGCCGAGUCGCUGCUUCAGCUCUUCACCUCCUCGUUCGCAUCCUCCCCGUCCACUUUAUCGGGCUCCGCCGCCGCGCCUACGAGGUCGCGCGCUGCGCCAUUUGUCAGUCUCGCGCAAGUCCGCGCGCUCGCGGCGCAUCCAGUUUUUGCGGCGCUCGGCACCUACCUACGGCGUGGCGGCCUCGUCGUGUUUCCAACCGAAACGGUCUACGGGCUCGGCGCCGCGGCGACCGUUCCAGGCGCCUGUGCGCGCGUUUUCCUCUCGAAGCGCCGCCCACCCUCAGACCCGCUCAUCUGCCACGUGGUUUCCGCCCAGCAGGCCUUCGCGCAAGUCUUCGACCUCGAUGACGAUCCCUCUCCUGCUGCCGCAGCCGCUCAACCCCCUGCAGGCGGCGCCGCAGAGAGCCCUGCGUGGCAGCUGCGCGGCGAGCGGCGGGCGAUGCGGCAACUGGUCGCGGCUCUCGCAGACGCCUUCUGGCCUGGGCCUCUCUCCGUCGUCGCGAGGGGGAAAAUCCUCGAAGACAGACCCGACGGCUCGGGAGUCGCCCUCGCGGUCACUGCAGGCACGCGCCUUGUCGCAGCUCGGUGCCCGAAUCAUCCGCAUGCGCUCGCGCUCAUCGCGGCGGCGGGCGUCCCAGUCGCCGCGCCGUCCGCGAAUCGCUUUGGCAGAAUCAGUCCCACGACAGCUGGGCACGUCGUCAACCAGUUCGCGUCUUCUCCUCCUUCAGCUUCCUCUGCGCCGCCUGCGUCUGCCUCCGGCUCCUCUCCUUCCUCUUCGUCCGCCGAUUCUGCUUCAGCGGAGAGCGCGCAGCCCGCGAGUCUCGCGGCGAAGCGCCAGCGGGUCGCAGAGAAGGAAGACGAGGAGAAUCUGCGUGCGCCAGACGCGAAGAGGCAGAAGGCCGGGAAGGCGUUGGAGGCGACCCUCGAGGCACGGUUGCAGGAUCUUCCGCCCGAAGGAGACAACAUGCUACUGCUCGACGGCGCAGAGGAGGAGUGCUGCUGUCUCGGCAUUGAGUCGACAGUCGUCAAGAUCUCCGCGCCUGAAGCGUCAGGCGACGCUUUCGAAAUUCAAGUUCUCCGACGCGGCGUCAUUUCGGCCGAGAUGAUUGAGGAGGCCCUGAAAGCCGCGGCGCAGAGGGCAGCGCCGACGGAACAGACAGGAGAGACAGCCGGGGCUGAAGUCCUGCCUCCCUUCCCGCCGUUCUCCGUUCGCGUAUCGGAGAAGCUGCAUUACCACCUCGCGAUGGAACACGCGAAAGCCGCGCCGCCACCGGGUGCAGCGCCUCCAGAGCGGGCGCGUGGAGAGCCCGCACACAGCGAGGUCGGCGCGAAAGAGACACAGACGGAGCCGCACGCAGCCGCGCCGAGAGCCUCAGAGACACACGCGGACGACUCGACGCCGAUGGAGAGCCCCGGACUCGCUCUCACGCACUACGCGCCCUGUCUUCCCUGCAUGCUUAUCGUCGACAAGGACGAAGCUGAAGGCAGAGAAAAUGCAGACUCGCCCGCGGCGACGCCGGUCGAGACGCCCGACUCUGAAGCAGACGCCGCCACAGGCGCGAACGAGAAGCGGAGGGCGCCAGACGCGACGGCCGCGGCUCGCGAGGCUGCUGAGAAGACGGCGAACAGCCGCACAGGGGGCUCUGCGGCUGCGCGAAGCGGCGCGGAGGCCCUCGACGCCUCCACCGUUGUUGUGAUCGACGCAGACCGGACUCUAGAGCCUCUAAAGGAGCGCUUUUCUGCGUACUUUUCGCUCCUGCCGUCGGAGGCAUUCGCCGCGGAAGGUGACGCCGCGGGGGGGACCUCGAAGUGGAAGAAAAUCGCCCAGUGCGGCGCGAAGACAGUCUUCGCCACGCUGCACCAGGCGGAGCACUCCGCACUCGAGCUCGGCGCGAAGGCCAUCCUCAUCCAUGCGUCGCCGCUCCUGAAGGGUGGCGAGCAGGGCCUCGCCGUGUUUGAUCGCCUCUACAGGUCCGCGUCAGGUAGACGCGCGGAAAUCGACGGCGUGAAGCUCGCUAUGCCUCUUCCUUCAUCGAGCUCUUCGGCUGCAUGCGUUCGCUUUUUGCCGCUGGCGUGUUGA